AAUGCACCGUCUUGGGUCAUUGUGCCGCCGCCAUUCCAUAUCAAUCUUCCCUUGCGCUUUACAUUCUUCUAAUUCUUCCUGCGCCUUCAGCUACACUCCUGAUUCAACAGAAAUCGUUUACGACAAUCUUGUGAAAUUUUGUGAUGGCUUGGCUGUUCUCAAACAGAUACACUCAGCUCUGACCACCAACAGUCUCAUCACCAAAAGUCCUCACUUGGCUGCCCAAAUUAUUAUCAAAUAUGCCAAAUUUGGAUACCUCAAUUGUGCUAGAUCACUGUUCGAUGGUAUCAAUAUACGUGGCGAUAAUCGCAGUUCUUUCCUUUGGAAUACGAUGAUUCGGGCUUAUGCUAAUGCUGGCCUCUGUUUUGAAACUCUGGAGUUGUACAUGCUCAUGCGCAGAGCUGGCGUUUCUUCGAACAACUACACUUUCCCUUUCAUAUUUAAGGCAUGCGCUUCGAAUUCUUUGCUUCUUCAAGGGAAGGUAGCUCAUGGAGAUGCUGUUAAAGCUGAUUUUGAUUCAGAUGUAUAUGUUAAGGCUGCUUUGGUCGAUAUGUAUGCAAAAUGCGGUCAAUUUUGUGAUGGUCGCAAGAUAUUUGACGAAAUGCCUGUGAAGGAUUUAGUUUGCUGGACAGCUAUGAUCACAGCUUAUGAGCAGGGUGAGAAGCCUGAUGAGGCUCUCAUUUUGCUUCGGAAAAUGCAGCAACAUGGUCUGUUUCCGGAUGAAGUUACUAUGGUAAGUGUUGCCUCUGCGAUUGGUCAAUUAUGGGAUGCCAAAUGGGCUCAAUCAGUUCAUGCCUAUGCCAUUCGUCGCUCGUUUCUUAAGGAAAUAUUUGUUGCUAACUCAAUUUUGGCUAUGCAUACAAAAUGUGGGAAUAUGGAAAAGUCUUGCUUAAUUUUUGAUAUGAUGGAUGAAAGAAAUGUUAUCUCAUGGAACUCCAUGCUUUCGGGCUACACACAAAAUGGACAGGCUAGUGAAGCUUUGUUUCUUUUUGAUAAGAUGCGUGAUUCUGGAUGUGAACCUAAUUCAGUAACAGCACUAAUCAUGGUUGCAGCAUGUGCUUAUUUGGGUUCCCGCCAUCUUGGAGGGAAAUUCCAUGAUUUUAUUCUUGAUAGUAAAAUGAAAAUUGACAUGAAUCUUCGGAAUGCACUGAUAAAUAUGUAUGCUAAAUGUGGAGAUCUUAAAACCGCCGUGGAAAUGUUCAAUGAUGUUCACCCAAGUGAACGGAAUGUUAGUUCUUGGAAUGUGCUAAUUUCAGGGUAUGGCAUGCAUGGACAUGGGAAAGAAGCGUUGAGACUCUAUUCAAGAAUGCAAGAAGAAAGUGUUGAACCAAAUCACAUCACUUUUACAUCCAUUCUUUCUGCUUGUAGUCAUGCAGGCCUUAUUGAUGAAGGGAGAAAGUGUUUUGCAGAUAUGCCAAAGCUAUCCGUGACAUUGGAGCUUAAACACUAUGCUUGCAUGGUUGAUAUGCUUGGGCGAGCAGGGCUUUUACAGGAAGCACUUGAUCUGAUUAAAGAGAUGCCAUUGCCUCCAAAUGAUGCUGUAUGGGGGGCUCUGCUUUUAGCUUGCAAAAUCCAUGGGAACAUGGAAUUAGGGGAAAUUGCAGCUAACAAUCUGUUCCAGCUUGAGCCAGACCAUACAGGAUACUACGUGUUGAUGUCAAAUAUAUAUGCAGCAUCAAACAAAUGGCAAGAAGUUGGAAAGUUGAGAGAAGAUAUGAAGAACAAAGGAUUGAAGAAACCUGCAGCAUUUAGUGUGAUAGAGUAUGGCAAGGAAGUUCAUGGAUUCCACACAGCUGACCAUGAAAGCCCGUACUGGCAAGAGGUUUACAGAAAAGUGGAGAGCUUGGCCAUUGAAAUGAAGAUUGCCGGGCAUAUACCAGAUUUAUCAUGUGCUCUGCAUGAUGUGGAAGAGGAAGAUAAGGAACACAUCCUAAAUUAUCACAGUGAGAAGUUAGCUGUAGCUUUUGGUAUAUUGAAGAUUGAUUGGGGAAUGGCAAUUCGAGUAACAAAGAAUCUCCGUGUUUGCAGUGAUUGUCACUCAGCAUUCAAGUUUAUUUCACAAAUAUAUGGACGGAAUAUUAUUGUAAGGGACACAAAUCGAUUUCAUCACUUCCAAGGUGGCACUUGCUCCUGCAAGGAUUAUUGGUGAAACAGCCCAUGCUAAACCUUGGUACCCAGAUCUGAGGAUCAGCUGUUGACUCUGAAGUCUUAAGGAAGGUUGUUAUGAAUUUUCUCAAGUCCUUGAGAGUGGAGGCAAUCUACUGCAGAUUCAAAUUCCCAACACGAGUUGCAGAUUCACUUCAGAGAUGCAUAGCCAGCCACCUGUUGUUAAUGCCUUGUUUGUACCAAUUCAGUUGAUAAUAACUGAAUCUAAUUUGACGUAUAGGAAGCAAUAUCCUCUAGAUAGGAGUCAUCAAUCUCUGAAUCUGUUAUACGGAUGAUUAACUAUGGCAAUUCAACACACGCAGAUUCAACAUUUAUUUUGUAAAUUACAGAUUCUUUUGACAGUCAUGUUUUCCAUAUAAAGAAAUGACUCAGGUAUGUUAGGUCUGAGGCAUGUGCUGUCCUGUUUGUAAUCAAAGAAAUGAGUUGAUUUACUAGGCUGAAUCAUUUCUCUUUAUUUCAUUUUUUCUAAAAAGAAAUUUUAUUUCCCCCUAGUGUUAAUUACCA
Molecule: messenger RNA, 2670 nt
Organism: Ricinus communis (castor bean)
Lineage: Eukaryota; Viridiplantae; Streptophyta; Magnoliopsida; Malpighiales; Euphorbiaceae
Product: pentatricopeptide repeat-containing protein At2g01510, mitochondrial
Exons: 1
Coding region: 2-2149 (715 amino acids)
Biological process (GO): RNA modification
Molecular function (GO): zinc ion binding; protein binding; RNA binding
Source: RefSeq, a predicted model, not a curated record